Rana temporaria (common frog) is the source of this 1557-nucleotide messenger RNA. RefSeq names its product oocyte zinc finger protein XlCOF8.4-like. Gene Ontology annotation, biological process: regulation of transcription by RNA polymerase II. NCBI's taxonomy places the organism in Eukaryota, Metazoa, Chordata, Amphibia, Anura, Ranidae. The transcript has 7 exons. Gene Ontology annotation, molecular function: RNA polymerase II cis-regulatory region sequence-specific DNA binding; DNA-binding transcription factor activity, RNA polymerase II-specific. The record is from RefSeq and is a predicted model, not a curated record. The coding region runs from base 161 to 1348 and encodes 395 amino acids.
UCGUCACUCCGCGGUUCGCAGCUAUGGCAACCAGGAAGCUAUAGGGCGGCCGUGGAACGCACACAAAGGAAGUGCUGGAAACCACUGGGCGGAAAUAAGGAAACUGUUUCCGGUAUUGAUAAAAGAGAGGAGACAGGGAGCUUCUAGGGGAGCGUUCAUCAUGGUCAGUCCCUUCCCGGUGUCAACACUGAGGAUGGAGAAGGAGCGCGGUCACAUGACGGAGAGGAUGCUAAACCUCACAUUGGAGAUCAUCUACCUGCUGACCGGAGAGAAUUAUAUUGCUUUCAAGUUAUGUGAUGGUUUGGUUGCACCAAACCUGAAAAAGACCCAGAACCCCUUCACAGUUCAACCGCCCCCGCUAUCACCCGAGAGAAACAAUGACAAGAAAAUUGAAGAAGUCACCCAAAAGAUGAUUGAUCUGCUAUCAGGAGAGGUUCCUACAACACAUCAGGAUGCCAGUGAAGAACACAAGGAUCUCUACAAGGACGUCAUGAUGGAGAACCGGCCGCCCCUCACAUCACCGGAUGGAUCCAGUACCAGAAAUCCCCCAGAGAGAUGUCCCCGUCCUCUGUAUUCCCGGGACUCCACACAGAAAGAUCAAGACUGUCAGGCAAACAGUGUUGUCGUAAUCAAAGUUGAAAAAGAAGAAGAUCCAUACGGGAGGAAUGAUGAGCCACAUAAGGAAGAAGAAGAUCCUCCAGAGAUCAGCACAGAUGGGAUGUACAGGCAGUACAGCAUGGAGAAAUGUUCGGAAAGCUCUCCAGAUAACGAAGAAGUCGAUGACUUCCCUGCAGACUCUCCAGAGGACUCGAUCACCAACGAUCUCCAUCCAUCAUCUCACAGUGCAGAUCUUUUGGAUCCCUCUACUCAUGAAAGGAGCCCGAGCGAUCCCUCCCCUCCCGUAACAUUUCACGCAAUCCAUGGGACAUCUGAGAAGUUCCCGUGCUCCAACUGCGGCAUGUUCUUCACUCAGAUAACGGCGCUCCUCGCCCACAAGCAGACUCACGCGGCAGAGAUGCCGUAUUCUUGCCCUGACUGCGGCAAACUUUUCGCCCUGCAGAAUGACCUCCUUAACCACAUCGCGAAUCACGCCAUCGACCAGCCGUACUCUUGCUCUUAUUGCAGAAAACACUUCCUGAGUAAAUCCCGCCUGGACCGUCAUGAAAUCAUUCACACGGGGCACAAGCCGUAUUCCUGCUCCAUGUGCGGCAAACGCUUCACGCAGAAGGCCAACCUGGCCCGCCACGAAAAGACUCACACGGGGGAAAAGCCUUUUGCCUGUCUGGAGUGCGGGAAAUGCUUCACAAGGAAAGCCACUUUGAUCGAACACCAGUAUUUGCACAGGUGAAUACGCACCAUGGCUCAGACAUUGAUGGGUAUCUACGUACGUGCCUGUGGCAUGGCAGUGGCGAGGAGCGCCGUUAUUGUAUAACUCUUUGAAGUGACUCAGUUUGUUGAUAAGGACCAUUAGGUCAAAUCUCUGAUGGACGUGUCAAUGUUGGUUGAGGGCGCCGUCAUGAAUAACCCUGUGAAAGUAAAGAACUAUUUUUGUGUCCA